GGAUAAUGAGUUUGAGUGGGAUCCUCGGAAGUUGGAAGAAAAUGUUAAGGCUCAACUUUCAUUGGUCACCAUUUAAAUUGGGGUCACUGACACAGAAGAGGAGACCCCUGGAGAGAACAGGGGAAAACUAAGGGGAAAAGGGGAAACUCAUCAAGUAGCCUAAGAAGGGGAAAGUUGUCCCUUCAGCAUGAGUGACCAAUGAGUGUCGACCUUUAAAAAUGAGGAUUGGCUCACGCUCUGGGCAGAAUGUCGCGAUGUAAUAGUGGAAGACUUUGUUAAGACUAGAAGAAAUCCAUCACCCAUUGUCAGCAUCUUUGUCUGGGGGGUGCCGCGCUUGUGGCUUCGUCCAAUUUUUCAAUGAGCGAAAACUGGGACCAAGAUGAAGAUGAGACCCAUGAUGAAUUUCCUUAUUUCCGUUUCCCCGAUGAGUUGUCCCAAAAUGCAUUUCGAUUUCCUCUAAAUUCUAACUUUGACUUGAGAUAUUAUGUGCGCCUGAGCCAUCCUGAGAAGAGAAUCUACCUGGAUCUAGGUGGCGUGAAUAGCUUACUUCACAUUUUGCACCAGAGGGGGACAUAUCCUCGUAUUCUGCAAGCGAUUUUGGAGGCGAGCGCACCACUCCCAGACGGAGCCGUCAAUUUCAGUAAUGCAGAAGCCCACGUGAGAGAAGAUGUUAAGCAGGCAGCAAAAACAAUGUUUUUAAGGCAACCGCUGAAGCAUCCUCAGAACCAUGCUUCCUUGGUUCCUUUUUCAAGGGGAGGCAGAAGUGUCCAAGGAUAUGACUCUCAGGGAGGACGCGAACGCGGUAGAUCUAAUGAUUGAAGUGUUUGUUGCAAGCCGUAACUGGAAGCGUCUUUGCAAGCUGCUCUCUCGACAGGAUCGUCACACACGACUUGGAAUAACAGACGCUUUUUUGGCUGGAUACGGACACCCGUCAAUAAGUGGGGUAUCGAUACUCCGUACUACAAGUGAGGAGGAGGAUAUUAGUCGUCCUCUCGAAGAACAAGGCACCCUUCGCCUUCGUCGUCCUUUCUUAUUAGAUUUCGUAGAUUCAACACUCAGCAGAGGACGGCGUCCUAAGGCUAGCGUCGAUCUCUGCGAACUCAUUUUUCGCGACUUUCCGUCUGUGACAAAGGAGAGGCGCGUUCUGCAGGACCCCACUUUGAUGGAAGGCCUCGCUUUCGCAGUGGUUGAGAGUGUGGAGGAAGAAGAGGCGUGUAACCGGUGGACGCAAAUGUUGCAAACAACGCUGUCGAACGGCAAGCGGGCAGGCGUCAGCUACGUAGUGGACAGAAAGAACGAGGGCUUCGAUCAGGAACUGAAAAAGAUCGCAGUGGAUCAGGAGAUGAAAAUGGUCGGCGCCUGUCUCCUGGAUCGGAUUGCUGCUGGAAGAGGAGACGUCGGAGAUCAUUGGCACGACAGCGAGAACACCCGCAAUGACAAUCCAGAACAGCAAGUCCCCUGUUCGUACUGGUUACGAGUGUUAGAAGCUGUUGGGAAUAAGCGACGGAACUUAAGUUUAGCUGGAGUAGAUGUUCUCGGACAAGCUAGACGAGCAGCACAAGAACAAGAAAGUGCUGCGGCCGACGAGCUAUUUUUCGCUGGGUAUACAGAGG
Molecule: messenger RNA, 1613 nt
Organism: Amoebophrya sp. A25
Lineage: Eukaryota; Dinophyceae; Syndiniales; Amoebophryaceae
Source: the annotation of a GenBank genome assembly